Messenger RNA from Eimeria mitis, 3162 nucleotides. RefSeq lists its product as uncharacterized. The transcript has a single exon. Bases 1 to 3162 code for a protein of 1053 amino acids. The record is from RefSeq and is a predicted model, not a curated record. NCBI's taxonomy places the organism in Eukaryota, Apicomplexa, Conoidasida, Eucoccidiorida, Eimeriidae.
AUGGAUGCCAUGGAUUCGUCUUUUGCUGAGCAGCUUUCUGCUGCUGAGCCCCGUGCCCUGGUGGGCAAUGGGGACCUGGGGGAGCACACUGCGCAGGAAAGAAACUCGGAGGCGACUGAAGAGAGGCCUUCCACGCUGUUAAAGCUCAAGAGGAAAGGACGAUUUGCGUCUUCGGUUCUCCACGUGCUCGCUGCGACCAUCACAUCCUUGGCAGUUGUAUAUAUGCUCCUUCGCUGUUUCGAGAAGAUUACCCUUAGCCACGGACAAGGUGCCGCGGUCAGGCUGUUGGCUACCGGAAGAAAUGGUUCAGAAGACGAGUGUGCAAGAAAUGAAGGGCCGGAAGGUGAUGAAGGAGUAGGAGACAACAUGCAAAGUACCUUACCAGCUGGUUUGGGGGGGAUGUACCCAGCACAAGGGGCCCCGCCCAUGGGGGCCCCACCAACACCUUACUACCCUGGUGCACCUUGGGGAGGAGAAAUGCAUUCAGCACAAUGGGGACAAGAAGGGAUGUAUACUGGGGAAGAGGAAUGGUAUCCUGGAGCAGUGGGAGGGACGACAGGAGCGGAUGGAACGAUGAUGGAAGCAGGUGCCUCAUCAACUGGUUUCGAGUUUCCCGCAUAUCCAGGGACGUCGGGUCAGCAAGAUCCCACAGCGCCCUAUUACGAGGGUGCAGCUUGGGAAGGGGGAAUGUAUGGAGCAGAAUGGGGAGCAGAAGCAGAGCAUGUUGAAGCCUAUGGAGGUACUGAAGAAGAGCAGGAAAUUUCGGUGGGAGAUGUCCAGUACACAGCAUGGAGCUCACAAACUGAAGAGGAAAGAAUUACAGUUCCGCGUGGAGAUCCCGAGACGGAAAGCGAAGUCGCGCAAGGGUAUUGGAUAAAUCGGCAACUUCCACCUGACACCGAAAAACAAGCCGAAAGAUUGCUGGACAAUAUUGAAUUUUUUGCUGGGGUCUGCUCAAGACUCGCGGAGCACGCCGGGAUCCGUCAAAUGUUGCGGUUUACAGCCGCAGUGAUGAAAAUACUGAUCGUAAUGCUAGCUACCAUUUCGCUAACCCCGGACUCUAUGGAACCCCGACGGGAAAGGGCCGGCCGGGCCAUACUGCGUCUAGCGGAUCGCGCUCUGGAGCUGGCCGGCACAAUGCCUGAGAUGCUGCGCCACCGAGAAGAAGUUCGUAUGUUGCGUUCGUUUGCGGAAUGUGUCAUGCGUCCACGACCGCAUGGAGAAGGUUUGCCCCCAUGGAAGUUCAAAAAAAAGUCCAUUGGAAUAUUGGGCUUCAAUACAGUCGUGAACUGGUAUUUGACGGGGAUUGUAUUGGGAAUGCAGUAUCACUUGCAUAAGCACGGGCGUCCUCUACUAAAUGAAUUCGUAGGGGAACAAAUACGCCUAUUGAACAUUGUACAGCGGCAUCUGCUUGGUCGUAUCGUUCCUGACGGUGGAGCACGAUGGUUUCUUGAGAAGGCUCAGAUUGAACUACAAAACACGUAUUUCUUUUCUCGCGAACUGUCGAGAAGGGCCAGUUGCAAUCCAAUCGGGAGUAGUGCAGAAUUCUCCAAGGGCCUCAAGGAAGAGAUUAAACGAGCUGGUGGCCUUCCAUACACGGCAUUAUUCAAAGUUAAAUACUUAGAUGACAUGGCUACGACGGGCGUGCAGGUGGGCCGUUAUGGUGAGAACGCGAUGUAUUUUACCGAAGGAGAAGGGAGUGACGAAAUGCAUAUAGCUUCAUUUGCCAGCGGUGACGAGCAACAUGGUAUUUCCGAAACGCCAGCAAGUCGUCCGCAACCCAUGGAAGGAGCAAGCGGCCAAACUGCCCCUGCGUCCGAAUAUUUUCAUGGUGCGCGCGGCGCAGGCACAUCAUCAGGGAGUUGGCAUUCCCCUUGGAUACAACCGCAUGACCCUACAGCUGCUCCUCGGCAUUCCUCUCACAUGCAGCAAGGUGCAAGGCCGAAACAGCCGUUGCCACAUUUGCAUUCCAUUCCCGAGUCAACAGGAGGACGGUACCCGCUGCAGCCGCAGCAUACUGCCAGCCCAUCUACUUUGCCCCCCACAACGGGAGCUCAAUUUUCUCGUGGACACCACCAGAGAACGGACGUUCCAGUUGCGCCUCCCUCGUGGGAUCCUUCUUUAGCAGGUGACGGCCGUGGUAGGGAGGGAAGUGCUCUUUCUUUCAAGACGAUAGACUUGUCGCACAGGCAUGGAGAUCUUUUGCGUGUUCCUCCCUCAGCUCCUUGGGACGAUGCCAGCAGUGAGCAACAAACGGGAAUUUCGCGUCAACAGCCCUUGCUGGAAACUGCUGCUUCAGGUCUUGGGUUCCUUGGUAGGGUUGAACCUUCAUUUAGGCACCCCCAGGAGAGUUCAAUCCCAAGUGUACAACAUCCUGCGCACCUUCCCUCUGACGAAUAUGGUGCAGUGGAUAUGCGUGUUCAUUCCCAGCAACAGCCGGCUCUACCAUCCGAUUCACCAGGUGCCCCGCUGGUUCAUGGACCUCAGCAGGUUCCUUUCGGAGUAGAACGAUGGGGCCAUUACCCGCCCAUGCAACAUACCGGACGAUUAUUGCGGCCUCCUCCAGGGCUACGUCACCCUUCUGAAACCGGAGCGGCAUAUCAAACUGCCGAUACACCUUCGCUACCGGCGUCUGGAUUCGGAGGCUAUCUUGGGCCUAGUACGCUUCGGGCCCCGUUGCCGCAAACACGGGAUAGCUCUUUACCUUCAUCGUCACAACAUGUUCCUCGUCCGCCUCCUGGCGCAGGGGAUGAACCUUCCUUGUCUUUCGGCCCUCGAUUUGAUUUUGACCACUGGACAUCUCCACUUGUAAGCGCUUCUCAACCGUCUUCCACGCAACCUGGCGGCGGAGUUCCCCAUACUUCGCCACAGCCAUCUAGCGGUCCUCCGGGUAUUUUCCCCCAGAGCUCCGGAGAAACUGGAAGCUCGAGCGGGAUCGGCUUCGCAGGCCCCUUGAGUGGGUACAGAAGCCGACGGCCAUCGGCUACCUCACUGCCACCCAUAACGGAGCCGUAUGGCCCGCCUUACCCGCAACAGCAUCUAUUUAUGCCACCAGCUCAUCACCAUGAAGUCGCGGGAGAAGACGGGCAUUUGCAAGGUACCCUUGACGCGUUGGCUUCAAUGGACAUUAACAGGGAUGAGGAGCCCCAAAAGCGAAGCUGA